Molecule: messenger RNA, 3069 nt
Organism: Anthostomella pinea
Lineage: Eukaryota; Fungi; Ascomycota; Sordariomycetes; Xylariales; Xylariaceae
Source: the annotation of a GenBank genome assembly
AUGAGUAAUUCAUCGACAAUUUUUCCCGACUUUCUCAACCCCGAAAACCCUGAGAAGUACUACUUGGACCUCGCCAUCUAUUGGUUACUGGAUGAUAUCACGGAGCGCGACAACGACCUUCUAGAAUGGCGAGCAAGGUUCGUCGCCCCCGAGCUUGCUAACCGCUGUGAUUUUUGUUGCCUCAUAAACUCCUCUUGCACCAACAAGGCGAGUGGCGCCUGUGACGAAUGCAGGGGGGCGGACCCUUCACGCGAAAAUAAGUGCAAGACGACUCUCCCUCCCCCUAUGCGGCCAGCUCCCGACGAUGGCGCCGUUGGACCCAGUGCCUACAUCUACGCGGGAUUUACCUACGAAGGACAGACAUCGGCUGGACCCAGCUCGACCGCGCCGGACUUGUUCACUGUGCCCAUCGUGGCCGGCGACGUUGAAGCCAUGCUCUCCUUGAGACCUGCGGCCGCGGCUUCUACCUACGAAGGAGAGAUAUCGGCUGGACCCAGUUCGGCCGCGCCCGCGCCCACACCUAUGGACGGGGCUUCUACGUUUAUUAGGCGUGCGCCUAGGAAAUAUAUGAAAGGAAUGACUAAACCGCCGCAAAUUGUGUGCGAGCCCUGUCGACUGAAGGGUCGGAACCACUAUAACACCUGCAACAUGGACUUGGAUCAGCAACUGGGCUGUUCGAAUUGCCGGAAGCGCGACGAACCAUGUACAAGAGGCCCGACCCUCUUCAAAGACCGACCGGACGGUUUAGUCAAGCCCUUGUGCUGUGACCAAUGCUUGGCGGAUGGGCUCUUCUUGUUUUCAUGCAGCUGGAGGGCCGUGCCUGGCGAACCGACAGGACCAUGUGGCAAUUGCGUUGAGAAAAAGAAGUCCUGUACCUUCGCGGGCGUCGAACCGAAAAAUCUCGUCGAGGGAACGCACACUCAUUUGACAAUGACGCAGUACCUCCCCGUUCCACGUCCGUGCAAUAUGAUCGAGGUACACGCCAACAUGACACCCGGGAGUGAGUACACAAUCGCGCCCAGGCCAGAAGCGGGAUCGUCGAGGGAUCGCAGUCGGAGCCCGGCAGGAACGCCCCCCAAAGGAAAGGACACGAGCGCAGCGACAAGCGCACUGAUACCAGCCAACAGGCCGAAUGCUUUUGGACUUACGGGCAAGCCCCGCUGCGACUUGUGCCGAAGCCUCCUCGCAAGGAGGCAAAACCAAUGCGACGCCACGGGUGACACCGGCUGCGAAUACUGCAGAAAAUACGCGACGGUGUGCAUUGUUAAUGGUCGGCCCCUGAAACCCAAGCCAACCGCGAAAACAGCACGUGCGAAAUUUGCUGAUUGCAAAAACUGUAAGGAAAACAACAGACCAUGUGAUCGCCAGCGUCCCUGCGACUCCUGCACCAAGAUUUGCGAGCAGUGCGCUCCAGCUGGUGCUACCGAAGGCGGUUCCUGGCUUCGCGGGCCCGAUUCCACGGGCAUGGGAGCGUAUUACCUUUCCUUAGGCUACGGCCCAAAGGGCGUGGACGACUUGCAAAACAAGCAAUGGCCUUACUUUCAGCCCGACAACUACCGCGAAACUUUCAUGCAGAUGCGAGCAGCGGGAGUACGCACCGGUCCUCUACAAGGCCCUCCAGACUUCGUUUCGACUGUUUACGAGCCAGGUUUCAACAGCAUGGCAGCACCCGACGCCGCUACGCCAGACUUUUCCAUACCUGACGAUAUAAACUUGUCGUUCCUCGCUGCUCCCAGGUCACCACCCGCCGGCGAGCCGCUGGCUCAAGCCGAUCAUCUCGGAGUCAGCCUCGUCAACGAGGGUGAAGUGGGCAAUAAUGAAACAGACAGGAAGCUUAUCGCAGACUACGAGAAGGCGUGGGACACUGCCAGGUUCUUAGUAGCGAAGCACGGCAACAACAUCAUGGACCUGCGCGAGGUGAGGGGAGGUCUCCGCGGCGCAAUGUUGGCGCGGCAGCCUGCCGCCGACUCGUUUUACUGGCAACAGAUCCACGCGUUGCUUGUGGAAAAGUCCCCGCCCCCUUCCAACCCCAUCCAUGAGCGAUUGGCCAUCAACAUGCCCGCGGACGCAGACGAGAACUUGGUCGAUUGGCUCAACCCGGGGUGGCGAGAUGGUAUACGCAACGCGGCCGCGGAGCCGUUACGUCCCCGCUCGCCGGCUCCUAUCCAGCCUAUUUUCCAUGUAAGGGGUCCUCCCCUCCCAGUUCCCCAUCCCAACCCCAAGGCCCGCGGCGUUAUGGACGUGGUCCUCUUCUAUCGCGAGCCGGUCCCCUUCCUAUCGCCGCGGCCAUGCACGGCAUUCCGGGCUGAUGGCCGGACCUGCGGCAAUAACGCAGAGGGGUCGUGCGAGGAUAUCAGGCACGAGCCCGGAGCGUGCGCAAUCUGCGACUCCUGCGACGCCGACAGCCGCAUCCGCACGGGUGCGACUCUCGACGGCUUGAUAAUGCAGCUUCGAGCCUACGCCUGCUCCGAGUGCGCCGGGUGGGACGUCGCCAUGAAGCCCGAUAUUUACCACGGCUGCGGGGUGCGGGUGUGGGGAAUCGACCCCCAGUUGCACUGCUCGCCAGCGGCCGUGAACGCCAACAACGAGUUGGCCGGCAGCUUCAUGGGCAUACCACUGCCGGCGACAGGGUGUCUCUGCGCGACCAAGCUCCUCGGCCGCCGCAUCUGCCAGCCGCACCGCACGCAGGACCUGCUCGACCUGCAGACCGCCGUGCGCGAGAUGCGGAACUACGUCGAACGCGUCGCCGGGAAAAUGGUGUGCCCGUGGUGCAUGCUACGCCAAGGCGCCGACGCGUUCCGCUUCAGGGGCGAGCGCGGCUGCGAGGGCGAGCAGAAGCCCUUCGUCUGCAUGGCGUGCCACGGCGUCGUCAUCGGCCUGAAUGACAACAUCUGUGGGCUCAAGGGGGUUCCCGACGCCGACGCGUCGUGGGGUAUGAGCAACAAUGGCAUCAUCGCCCCCGGUGGCGCAACUGCGCUGCAUGGAACCUUCAUGGGCCCCGGCGACGCUGGCUCCUCCAUGGACGUCGACCUCGACCUCAACGACGCCUUCGAUGUCAUGAUGAGCUGA